AUGUUUGGUGACCUCGGACACGGAAUCAUCAUGCUGUUGGCUGGUUUGUGGAUGGUGCUUCGUGAGGAGAAUCUUGCCGCUCGAAAUAUCAAAGAUGAGGCAAGUUCUGAAUCAAAGAUUUUCAAUAUGUUUUUCGGAGGUCGCUAUAUCAUCCUACUUAUGGGCAUAUUUUCGGUUCAUGCAGGCAUACUGUAUAAUGACAUAUUUGCAAAAUCAUUCAAUCUGUUUGGUUCCAAAUGGCGCAAUCCAUUCUCUGAAUUGGAGCUGGACUCCUGGUACAAUCAGUCAGUGAUUUCGGGAAAGGAGGUGAUGAUCGAUCUGCCGCCACUUCCGUCAUAUAUGCAUCAUAGCGGCCCAUAUUGGUUUGGCGUUGAUCCUGUAUGGAAUCUGGCUGAAAAUCGACUAAAUUUUUCAAACUCAUUGAAAAUGAAACUAUCUGUAAUUCUUGGCAUCACCCAAAUGACAUUCGGAGUGUUCCUUUCGCUUCUAAAUUAUUUGUAA
Molecule: messenger RNA, 501 nt
Organism: Gongylonema pulchrum
Lineage: Eukaryota; Metazoa; Nematoda; Chromadorea; Rhabditida; Gongylonematidae
Source: the annotation of a GenBank genome assembly